UGACCACAUGAUAUUCUCAUUCAAAAGAUUACACUUCAAAAUGAUAAUUAACUUGCCAAAACCCCCACUUCCAAAUACAAGUUUUCUCGCGGAUCGCAAUCUCCAACGGUCAAAAUCCUUAUCCCAAAACCUCAUCCAAACACUCCCUCCCUAUCUCUCCCUCCACCUCUCAUUCCCCUCCUCUCCUCCAUGCCAAUAGAAUUCACCCCAAAACCAGCAAAACCGCUCUAGGGAUAAGAUCAAACUCACAUAACAGACCCUCUUCUCUCCCAAGAUUGAGCAUUUUGCAGGUCCCAAAGAAGUACUGCAACCAUGUCUUGCUCAAAUCUUACCAUGUGGGUUUCCUCAAAACCUUCACUCUCUGACACUUCUUCUCUCUCCUUUCGCUCUUUCCUCAACCCUUUUCAGCUUCCAAACCAUAGUUCACCCACUUCCAACCCCUCUAGAUCAUCAGCAGUGAACCCAAUUCACUGUGGUCUUCGUGAGCUUCGUGAACGCAUUCAAUCUGUAAAGAACACCCAGAAAAUCACCGAGGCUAUGAAGCUUGUGGCCGCUGCUAAAGUGAGAAGAGCUCAAGAAGCUGUGGUCAAUGCUAGACCCUUCUCUGAAACUCUAGUUGAAGUUCUUUAUAACAUCAAUGAACAGCUCCAAACUGAAGACAUAGACGUUCCUCUCACCAAUAUCAGAUCAGUAAAGAAGGUGGCUCUGGUGGUUGUUACCGGUGAUCGUGGCCUUUGUGGUGGUUUCAACAAUGCAAUCAUCAAAAAAGCCGAAACCCGGAUUAGAGAAUUGAAAGGUCUUGGCGUUGAUUAUACUGUAAUCAGUGUCGGUAAAAAGGGUAAUUCAUAUUUUCUUCGUAGGCCUUAUAUUCCAGUAGAUAAGUUUCUUGAAGGUAGUUCUCUUCCCACUGCCAAGGAAGCUCAGGCGAUCGCGGACGACGUUUUUUCCCUUUUUGUGAGUGAGGAGGUUGAUAAAGUUGAGCUUUUGUACACCAAAUUUGUUUCAUUGGUUAAGUCUGAUCCAGUGAUUCAUACUUUGCUUCCAUUGUCACCAAAGGGAGAGAUUUGUGAUAUAAAUGGAAAUUGUGUUGAUGCAGCAGAGGAUGAGCUUUUUAGAUUGACAACAAAGGAGGGAAAAUUGACAGUUGAGAGAGAUGUUGUGAGGACUGAGACUGUCGAUUUUUCGCCUAUUUUGCAAUUCGAACAAGACCCAGUUCAGAUUCUUGAUGCUUUGUUGCCUCUUUAUCUCAACAGUCAAAUCUUGAGGGCAUUGCAGGAGUCACUGGCUAGUGAGCUUGCAGCUAGAAUGAGUGCCAUGAGCAGUGCAACCGAUAAUGCAAUGGAAUUGAAGAAGACUCUGUCUAUUGUGUACAAUAGGCAACGCCAAGCCAAAAUCACAGGAGAGAUAUUGGAGAUUGUUGCUGGAGCCGACGCCUUGGUUUAGUACUUUUUUUUUCUCUCUCUUUCUCUCUCUCCUAUGAUUCCCUGUAGGUAUUUUUGUGGGUACUUCAAUAAUAUGCUUGUCAAGAACAGUUGUACAGAGUAGGCACUUGUCAAUUGUAAUUCUCAACUGCGUACAAACUCUGUGCACUUUGAUUAGCCCAAUUUUAUUUCAAUACAUAUGGGCAUUCCUCUCAUAUUUGUAUGUUAAUUUUCAGCUGUGACUGUAAUAACUAUAUUGUUCAGAGUUUGAAAUUUAAGCACCUCAGGUUCUCUUUGUUGGUC
Ilex paraguariensis (yerba mate) is the source of this 1724-nucleotide messenger RNA. Lineage: Eukaryota; Viridiplantae; Streptophyta; Magnoliopsida; Aquifoliales; Aquifoliaceae. The record is from the annotation of a GenBank genome assembly.